This is a messenger RNA of Salvia miltiorrhiza (redroot sage), 772 nucleotides long. Its product is annotated as 40S ribosomal protein S24-1. The transcript has 5 exons. Gene Ontology annotation, molecular function: structural constituent of ribosome. The coding region runs from base 193 to 606 and encodes 137 amino acids. NCBI's taxonomy places the organism in Eukaryota, Viridiplantae, Streptophyta, Magnoliopsida, Lamiales, Lamiaceae. The record is from RefSeq and is a predicted model, not a curated record. Gene Ontology annotation, biological process: translation. Gene Ontology annotation, cellular component: ribosome.
GGCUUUGUUACUAUAUUUGGGCUAUGGCUAUAUCCGUUUGAUCUAUUAAGCCCAUGAAAAUUUCUCUCAUUUACAAAACCCUAGGGUUAAGGUUAAAGCCACUCCUCCUCGCAAAAACGCCAUCGCGCACGGCACAAUCUCCUCCUAUCCCAGCGGCGAAGCACGGCGUGGACUGCUUAAACUACUCCGAAAAUGGCGGACAAGGCGGUCACAAUCAGAACAAGGAAGUUCAUGACAAAUCGCCUCCUCUCGAGGAAGCAAUUCAUCAUCGAUGUGUUGCAUCCCGGAAGACCUAAUGUUUCCAAGGCUGAGCUGAAGGAGAAGUUGGCUAGGAUGUACGAGGUGAAAGAUCCGAAUGGGAUCUUCGUGUUCAAGUUCAGGACUCACUUUGGUGGUGGCAAGUCCACUGGAUUUGGCUUGAUUUAUGAUUCUGUGGAAAAUGCUAAGAAAUACGAGCCAAAAUACAGGCUAAUCAGGAAUGGCCUCGACACCAAGAUUGAGAAGUCGAGGAAGCAGAUGAAAGAACGCAAGAACAGAGCCAAGAAGAUCCGUGGUGUCAAGAAGACAAAGGCUGGAGAUGCUGCCAAGGCUGGAAAGAAGAAAUAAGUUAGGAUUUUAUGUAUUUUGGUUUUUUGCGAUCUUCAAUAUUAUCACAAGAGCGUAUGUGUUUGUGAUGUUUUUGUUUUGCCAAAACUCUUUUUUGAUUGUUAUUAUCUGUUAUUGAUGAUGGGAGAAGACUUCUAUGAAGUGAAAUGAAAAUGUAUUAGUAACA